Messenger RNA from Marasmius oreades (fairy-ring Marasmius), 2380 nucleotides. RefSeq lists its product as uncharacterized. Gene Ontology annotation, molecular function: protein binding. The record is from RefSeq and is a predicted model, not a curated record. Bases 263 to 2128 code for a protein of 621 amino acids. NCBI's taxonomy places the organism in Eukaryota, Fungi, Basidiomycota, Agaricomycetes, Agaricales, Marasmiaceae. The transcript is spliced from 11 exons.
GCCUCUCUUGCCUCUCAGCCACGUCGUCGCUAUGUUGACGCACAACUUCAGACAGAUUGGAUAAUUCCUUAAUCACCUGAGAGGGAAUCCGGAAUGUGGCGUCCAACCAUGACAUUGACGUUGUUUGCUCCGCCCUCAUCCCCAGGUACCUCCAUCGAACUUUUCGGCCAUUGACAGUACAGGCUCCCGCCACUUUCUCUUCGACUCUCACCGCCACUUAGAUUGCAUGCAAUACGACCUGAUCCCUUCUGGGUAAACCGUAAUGUCAGGCAAGCGCAAGAAACAGGCCAAACCCCCACCGGCCGAUGCAGAUGACGAUGGUAACGACAGAAAGCGGGCGCGGGCAUCGGUUAAACGUGGAAGAAAAGUAACACAAAGCAAGGAGUCGGACGCUCAACACUAUCUCCAGGAAAUGCCGUUAAACCUUCUUUACCAGAUUUUUAGCCACCUUGAACCUUACGAUCUGGUGAUAAUUUCGAGGACAUGCAAACAACUUCGGCAGAUUAUCUUGAAUCAUUCAGCUACUACCGUUUGGACAACCGCUCGUGCCAACGCUGGCUUGCCAGAUCCCUUUCCGACAAUGAGCGAACCAGCUUUUGUCAGUUUACUCUUCGACCCUAAUUGUCAUUUCUGCGGAAAUGUCGCUCGAGGCCAUGUCAAAUGGUCAGCACUUGUUCGCGUUUGCAAAGACUGUUUAUCGAAAGAGUUUGCACCCCUAGCCUUCAUUUCAAACGGUGAACAACUCCCGCCGGCUCUGCUCAACACAUUACCUCAAUACUACGACAGCUCUUCGAAAGCCACGUAUUACCUUAAAGAUCUCAGCAAGCAAUUUGUCGAUGAAUAUCUUUCGCUAUCUAGUGAGGAUGCCGAAACCUGGCUUUCCCAGAAGGUCGAGAUGUCUGAGCGUGUGCAGGAGCGGGUAGGUGAUUGCAAAACGUGGUUGUCGGCUCAGCAAGGAAAGCGCAAACUGGGGCUAAAGGAGGCUAGAGUGGAUCGGAUAAAUGCAAUCACUCGAAGAGUUCAAGAACUUGGAUGGAGCCCAGUCCUUACCUUGGAUGUCGAGUUCCGUAACCACAGGCUGGUAAACCAAACAAAGCCUUUGACGGAAGCUGUUUGGGCCAAAAUCAAACCUGAAAUUGAAUUCUUCCUACCUUCGCUCCACGAUAAAGUGCUCUUGAAGCUGAAGAAAGACCGCUUCCGUGUCCUCCAACAUCUACUUCGGAGCUGGGAUGACCAGCAGACCUAUACGUUUGUAACGCCAUCGCAUCACGAUAUUGGCUUAUGGGAGCCCUUUAAAUCGGUUAUUGAAAGUCUACCGCUGGACGGAGGCUCGGACCCAUCGAUUUUCAACGAUGCAUUACAGCAGUUAUCCACCUUAGUCGAGGAAUGGAAUCGCAAGCAGACCCAAAAGAUACUUGGUGCUCUACGCGAGUACCAACCCGACGCUACCGAAGCCGACCUCCAUCUCUCAACCUCCCUAUUCAAUUGCCCUCAUUGUACCCCUCGUGAUAUUGAAGACGGUGGGGUGAGGAUCUUCGGAUACCCAGCGGUGUUGUUACACAACUGUUGGACUACGCGAAACGGAUCGAAGUCCAGAGAUUUCGAUUUCGAGGCGCCGGAAUGGUAUUACAAGGAUGGGCACUGGCAUGAUGCCCCUUCAGUCGUAGCUCGGGUUGAAGUGGAUUAUGAAGCGGUGGAGAUUACGAAGAAGAUUGGAGCGGUUUAUGGGAUCGAUGUUACUUCAACGCGGAUGUCUACGAUGAUGGCUCUCAAUCCUCUCUUACAGUAUGCGUUUCGCGGGGAAAAGGUUUUUACAGCCUGGGGUAACAAGGUCUGCGUACAACGCGGUUGGGAGGGCAUCGAGGCUCUAACUGAAGACCUCAUCUUGGAGGAAGACAUUUUACAAAAGAAAGCAUGUUUGGUUUCGGAUCGGAACAACAUGAAACGGUAUUAUCUGUGCAAGGAAUGCCCUUCGUUCCGGUCUUCGUUGCAAAAUGUAAAAAGGCAUUUGAAAGAGACGCAUAAGAUUGAGUUCGUGCGCGAGCAACAUUGGGAUUUUUCGCCGUUGGCGAGUUUGGACACUGUUUUUUCGACGUAUCGUCUCCGAGAGCGCAAGCCUGGGGGUUAAAGUCCUUUUGGGUCAUUUUAUCAACAUAAACUCUCGACCUUGGGGUGCAUAAUCCUUGGCCCCACGGAACCUUGCGUAUUUCUGGUCAAGGUCUAAUAUUGCAUACAUGUUUAUCGUUUAGCCCAUAUUCCUCGAAACCCAGUUCGACUCGGAACCUCUGGUACUGUACCUUUUACUUAUGUCGCGGCUGUAUAAGGAAACGCUGUCGUUGUAUACGAGGACUCGCCCUGUCUAGUUUUGUUUGCUCUGUUC